Messenger RNA from Aphanomyces astaci, 2436 nucleotides. RefSeq lists its product as hypothetical. Gene Ontology annotation, molecular function: nucleic acid binding; aspartic-type endopeptidase activity. The record is from RefSeq and is a predicted model, not a curated record. NCBI's taxonomy places the organism in Eukaryota, Oomycota, Saprolegniomycetes, Saprolegniales, Verrucalvaceae. The transcript has 11 exons. Gene Ontology annotation, biological process: proteolysis. The coding region runs from base 1 to 2436 and encodes 811 amino acids.
AUGGCGUCGCUCAAGAUGGACACGAAGAUUCGGGAUGCGGAGUCCCGAGUUGGACGUCUGCUCGCUGACUUCUACCAGAAGUUAGAGCAGCUGGACGUGGCCCACCCGCCGGAGCAGGAACCGAAGCAGUCGGCCAAGAUCCUGAUGGCAUCGAUUCGUCAGGUGCAAUUGAAGGCAACUGUGGAGCGUCAACUGACGCGCGAGGUUAAUAUGGCGUACAAGACCGACGUCAAGGCGUUUUGUCGGUGGCUGGUGUCGUUACUCAACAAUUUCAUGUUGUUUGAGUCGCAAUUAUUUGCUUCGGAUCGGCAGCGUAUGUAUGGCGAAAAACAACGUCGCCAGCAAGCGGCCCAAAAAUCGGAACCUGGCGCGCAACCCCGGCCUUCGGCAAGGCCUGCAACUGGCGCCCCGCAUACGAAGGGCUGUUUGAGGUGUGGUAGCGAAGACCACAAGGUCCUGAAGUGCCCGAAGUGUCCGCUGGGCGAGGCUCAGCGCCUCUUACAUCAGCUGUUCAAGAAGCCCCAAGUCGCGGCUGUGGCAGCGCCGGACAGGAGAGACGAGGUCAAGCCUAAGGUGGUGGGCGCGGCCGUCGAUAUGGGCGAAACGACGGCGGUGCCGGUACUGCGCACGUUAGAAUGCGCUAUCAACGGACUCAAGGUGACAACGCUACUAGACAGUGGUGCCGACCAGUCUGUGCUGUCGCCGACGUUUUUAUCACGUCUCAAAGUGACUGGUAAUUUUCCGUCGGCGGUCCGACUGUUGGACACCGCCAUAGAGCUGGACGGUUUCCUCGAAGGCAUGAAGCUCCAAGUGGACCACGAUGUCAAGCUAUGCCUGACCUUCGAAACGGCCGAAGGUACCAUGGUGUUAGCGAACCUCAACUGUUCGGUGGCGGCGACGCCAUUGCAAGAAGGUCUGGGCGACCUCAUUGUCAGUGUGUACGACCUGGACCGAUUGGGCGACAAAGAAACGCCGCAGAUGGCGGGGAUGAAGGUGGUCGAGACGAAGGAGAAACCUACUUUGUCAAUCAUGACGGAGAGCGGCCAUGAUUCUGACCAAGAAGUCGUGCAUGCGAAGCUGAAGGAGAAGGUCAGCGAAUGUCGUGCCGCAGGGUGUGGCGAGGAGUUCGCUACAGCGCUGGGGACGCUGCUAUUGCGUUAUGAAGAUGUGUUUCGGCUGUCCCUUGGCCGAGAUCCGCCGGCGCGGCGUUACUCGAAAGAGCAGCGCGAGUUUAUGGCCAAGCACGUCGAAGAGUUACAAGCGGCGGGUUUAGCUUACCGAAACCCUCGGUCGAAGAGGUGCUCGGCCCCGCUGAUCGUCAAGAAGCCCGAAGCGAACGACUUUCGCAUGACCGUCGAUGUCCGUCCUGUGAAUGCCCAGACGGAGCGCAUCAUUUGGUCGAUGCUCAUCUUAGAGGUUAUCCUCGAUCACCUCUCCGGAGCGGUGGUUUUCUUUACCCUGGACUUUCUCAAGGGUUAUUGGCAGUUUGCGUUGGAUGUGAGGUCGCAGGAAAUGUUCUCGUUCCUUACGGACAUGGGCCUCUUGACGGCGCUCGAACGCGUGCUGGUGAUCUGUGAGUCGCGCGGACUUAAGCUCAAUCCGAAGAAGUGUCGGUUCUUUCAGACCGAAGCGCGUUGCUGCAAGGAAGCCCUUGGCUGCGUGGUGACGUUGGCGCAUCCGAAGGCCGACUGCCUUAUUUGUGUGUUUGCAGACGCCAGCGAUUUACACUGGGGCGGCGUGGUUACGCAAAUUCCGUACGAUCAAGGCGCAUUUUCUGGAGCCUCGCAACGAUGGGCAAUCAUCGAGAAAGAGGCGUUCUCGAUCGUGGAGUGUCUGAAGCGUGCAGACUACCUGCUCCACAAGCCCGCGAAACUCGAUCGCUGGGCGCUACUUCGCUGGGCGCUACUACUCACGGGGUACGAUUACACCAUUUAUGACAUCUCUGGUGAUGGCAACGUGUGGGCGAAUAUGUUGUCCCGAUGGGGCACACAUUCCAAUCUGAUCCGCCCUAUCGUGCACGUGGAAGUGGGCGACAACGACGUGCCAGUGCUCAAGACCGCCACUGGAGCGGUGUGGAUUCCGACGUCUGCCAGUGACCUGCAGAUGCGGUUGUGUGUGGUCGCGCAUUUUGGUGUGGGAGGACACCGUGGUAUCAACGCGACGAAGCAGAUCCUGGUGGAUCGAUUUUGGUGGUCCGACAUUGCCUCGGACGUGGCGCACUUUGACGAUUUCAGCCAGUUCAAGUGGUUGUGGGAAUCCAACGUGGCGAACGCGCAAGUUGUGGGGCGUUGUUUGCUACAGUGGUUCAGCGUUUUUGGCGUGUGUUAUCACUGGGUGAGUGACCAGGGAUCCCACUUCAAGAACGAGGUGAUUGCCGAGCUCAAGCAUGCGUUCCGAGCACUCCUGUCCGAGUGGUUGAUGCAGCCAGACCAGUGA